AAGCACAACAGAACACCUUUCAUCUUAACAAGGAAAUGAAAGCUUUUUUCUCUUGCCGGGAAUUGCCCCUAAUGAAAUAAAUCCUGUCAUUUGAUACCCAGAAAUCAAAUUCUUGCGGAUGUUUGUAAAGACUUUCUUGGCAUCCAUCCGCUUCUCUGGAACUUGCAAUAACCAGGGAGUGAAAGCAAAAUGACCGUCCUGGUCUUCAUCGCGUCCGUGUUCCUGCUCUCCCUCCUGCCCGCGGAAGCUGCAAGGAGCAAAUACCCGCCCAAAUCGGCAAUUUUGAAGCCCAUCUUUGGGCCGAGGGAGGUGACCGGUUUGCUGGACGGAUCCGUCAGCGUGAAAUGCUUCUACCCCCAAACCACGGUGAACAAGCACGACAGAAAGUACUGGUGCAGGGAGGCGACGAGGAGCUGCCAGACCAUCAUCUCGUCCAACGGCUACGUGGCCGCGAGCUACGAAGGGCGAGUGUCCAUCACGGACUUCCCGGAGCAAGGCGUGUUCCUCGUCAACGUCUCCGGGCUGUCCCUGGCGGACGGGGGCUCCUACCGAUGCGGCCUUGGUCUCAACAACAAAGCGCUCUCCUUCCAAGUCAAGCUGGACAUUUCUGAAGGUCCAAACGUGCCCGAGGAAGCCGAGCUCUUCUACGUGGAGCUGCACGGCUCUGUGACCAUCACCUGCAGCUUCGGUUCCGAGUACGAGAGCACCAGGAAAUACCUGUGCAAGUUGGAGAAAUCCGGCUGCCGAAACAUCAUCGAUACCUACGGGAAGGUGGAUGACGACUACGCGGGGCGCAUUUUGUUGAGCAAUGAGAACACCGCGGGGUCGUACAGUGUCAUGAUCACCCAGCUGGGCUGGGAAGACGCAGGGCUCUAUCUGUGCGGUGCUGGGGUCUACGAAGAGAGCGGAGAAACCAAGGAAGUGGAUCUGCACGUCUAUGAAGGGACAGACGUUCCUCAAGGAAAACACACAGUACUUGGGGUGAAAGGAGGUUCGGUGACCAUUGAAUGCCACUAUAAUGCUAAAGAAAGAAGCUCAUUGAAGUACUGGUGCAAGUGGAGAAAGAACGGGUGCUCCCGGAUAAUAGGCAGCAAUGGGUUUGUGUCAGACCAGUAUGAAGGAAGAGUGGCCAUGUACGAUGACCCGGAGAACAACACCAUUACCAUCAUCCUCAACCAGCUGGCAGACAGUGACAACGGCUAUUACUGGUGCAUGACAGAUGAAAAGAGGGAGAAGAAAACAACGAAGGAGCUGAAGGUUGUGGAUGGGCAACCCAGUUUAACAGGAAUGGAGGAGGUGGAAGCCAGCGUGGGUGCCCCGGCACAGCUAGCUUGCUCUUACCCAUGCAAGUACUACUCCUAUGAGAAGUACUGGUGCAAGUGGACCAGGACCGGCUGCACCCCCGUGGAAGCUUCCAACCAAAGUCACUCCGAGCUGAACGUUGACUGUGACAAGGCCAACAAGACCGUUCUCCAAAAUUUUGACCACGUGGCAUUGACGGACCAAGGCUGGUACUGGUGCGGGGUGAAGCGCAACGGUGUCUACGGGGAAACCAGGGCCACGUACCUGCGGGUAUCCGGAGCGAGUCUCCCUGUGGAGAACACCGCUGAUGCCGGCCCGGAGCUCUUGGAUGUGGAUGCCCCCAGCAGCACCCGGGAGAGCCGCGUUGCGGUCCAGGACAGCCGCGUUGCGGUCCAGGACAGCCGUGCUGUGGUCCAGGACAGCCGCGUUGCGGUCCAGGACAGAGCCAGCAGCAGCGGGGCACAAAGCCCAGCGGCCGCGGGGAGCGGUGGGCCCAGUUCGCUCGUGUUAGCCCUUGUCUCCGUUGGCGGAGUCCUCGGGAUCCUGGCUACGGUUUUUGCUGUUUACAAGUACAGGCAGAUAAAGCGCUCGGAGCUGGUUUCAGGGGAGGCGGAGGAGGCGCCGCGGGAGAUGUCGGACUUCGAGAGCGCCAAGGAGUACGGCGCCAACGACAACGCCUGCAUGACGGGGACGCAGGAGACGCGGAUUGGGGGGGACGAGUUCGUGAGCACCGCGAGUGAGCCCGAGAGCGCCGCCGAGGCCAGGAAGGCCAAAAGGAGCUCCAAGGAGGAGGCCGACGUCGCCUACUCGGCGUUCCUGCUGCAGGCGAGCGCCGUGGCGCAGGGACACGGCACCGCGCUCCGCGUGCCAUUCCCCUGGGAGGGGAGACUGGGGGCCGCACGCCGGACCCGCUCCUCGCACCGCCACGGAGCGCUCUGCUUCAAUCCCUUCCAGGUCCUGCUGGGCUCUAUAGAAAAAGCAUAA
This is a messenger RNA of Tinamus guttatus (white-throated tinamou), 2286 nucleotides long. The record is from RefSeq and is a predicted model, not a curated record. Lineage: Eukaryota; Metazoa; Chordata; Aves; Tinamiformes; Tinamidae.